AUGGAAGCCUUUGCAGAGGAUGGGAGCGCUGCGGGGUUCAGACCACAGUCGGGCACAUGCACACUCACCCGUGAGCAGGUGGAAAAGAUCGAAGCCCUCAUACACCUCAUGAAGGAGCACUAUGACCCACUGCCAGCGCAGCUAGAGAUGUACUUACAGCUGAUACCGCCCCCUGCCAGUGUAGCUUCAGCGGAGGAAGACAGCGGAAACAAGGCCCAGCCGCGUCACUUGGUGCGCAACCUGAUGAGGUCCUACUGUAGCCCCUUUCUCGUGUCGCGGGAGUGGGAUGUGCAGAAGGCGUUUUCCAUGAUGCAGGACGUGGUGGCAUAUCGCGCGGCGAACCGCCUCGAUGAGCAGUGCUUCUUCCCGCCCGCCAUUUCGGUGCAUGGGUGGUCCACUGUAGAGGUAUGCAGGGCGCUGCGCCAGAGUCCGCGUGAAACGGCUCUGCGCGUCGACCGCGUCUGCGCUGGGGUAACGCAGGGAAUCACCUGUGGAAUCCACUACUGGGAUAAGGGUGGUCGGCCGGUUGCGUAUGUAAUGAUUGAAAGCCUUGAUGUGGUUGAGCUCAUGCGACAGCUAAGGCAGAUGGCGAGCGUGGGCAAGUCGCCGGCGGAUGUCAUGUGGGAGUACAUGGUGCACCUUCUUGGUGUGAUCGAAUCCGUGAUGCUCUACCAGCUCAUCCAGCGCGAGGCGCGGCGAUCAGGGCGAUCGUCAACGUCGAAGUUCACGGACGAAGCGACACCCGCGGAGGUGACCCAGGGUGCUGUGACGAUGAUAUACGACAUGAAGGGACUCUCGGUGAAAAUGCUGUGGAAGCCGAUACUUGACCUUUUUCGAGACCUUGCCAAGGAGUUCUUCAAGUACUACCCCGACCGCGUUCACCAAAUCAUCUGUGUCAACUCGCCCAGCCUUGUCCGCUACGCCUUUCGUCUUGUGCGUGGCGUCAUGCCGGCAGACUUCCAGAACAAGAUCAGCUUUUUUAGCUCGCACGACACUCUCGCCACGCUAGAGAAAGUGAUAGAUAGGAAGUACAUUCCGCAUUUUCUUGGCGGCGACUGCCACUGCACGGCCGAGGGCGGCGAGUGCCUGAGUGGCUACGACCCGCUGCAUCCACGACGAGCAGCAGUGACAGACGCACAUGCUGACGGCGACGGUGAGGUUUGCACGGAGGAUGUGACGCUAACGGCGAGUCAAGCAUGCACACGCGUGUUUCCAGUGAAGGCAUCGGAAGUGGUCGUCUGGGAUUUUGCUGUAGCGGGUGGCGGCCAUGACAUCACCUUCACUGUCUUCUUUGUGCCCCAGUCGGCCGCUUCAGGGAUGCGAUGGUCCGAAGUCGAAGUGAAGAAGCUGACCCCAUACGCGGUCACCUCGGAGGCGCUGCCUGAGGGGUCCGAUUUGUUUGUCGCAGCCGAGGAUGGCGUAGUAGUGCUGGGGUGGCGCAACAGACGGUCCUGGUUUGCAGCAAAGCGCAUUCAGCUCCGUGCAUACAAGGAGGCAAUGUCCACUACCCUCCACAAGUGA
Messenger RNA from Leishmania braziliensis MHOM/BR/75/M2904, 1521 nucleotides. RefSeq lists its product as hypothetical. NCBI's taxonomy places the organism in Eukaryota, Euglenozoa, Kinetoplastea, Trypanosomatida, Trypanosomatidae. The record is from RefSeq and is a predicted model, not a curated record. Bases 1 to 1521 code for a protein of 506 amino acids. The transcript has a single exon.